Diaporthe citri is the source of this 2319-nucleotide messenger RNA. RefSeq lists its product as uncharacterized. The transcript has 3 exons. Lineage: Eukaryota; Fungi; Ascomycota; Sordariomycetes; Diaporthales; Diaporthaceae. The coding region runs from base 1 to 2319 and encodes 772 amino acids. Gene Ontology annotation, cellular component: protein phosphatase type 1 complex. Gene Ontology annotation, molecular function: glycogen binding; protein phosphatase 1 binding. Gene Ontology annotation, biological process: regulation of glycogen biosynthetic process. The record is from RefSeq and is a predicted model, not a curated record.
AUGCCUUACACGCCCCCUAGCAAGUCUCCUGCCUCGUCAGCUCCCACAUCACCAGACACCAGCCGUCGCCCGUCUCUGCAGGCAUCGCCUGGUGGUUCUCGUCCGGUCCUCCCUCGCUCCGCUUCGUACUUGACCAAGCACCGGAGAACACCGUCUGCGGUGGGAGCCAGCCAUGGCCCAAUAAAUCAACCUUCGCCCGAGGCCACCGUGGCCGACCUCAAGGGCAUGCUCAAUCACAGCGUCCGGCAGUCACCUCCUCCCGUCACUGACGGCCAGACCAUGCCCAACGGCGCCGUUAUCUCACCACCCGAGUCGUCAGCAUCUAGCGACGAUGACGACCUACCACAACUUCGCGGUCGGCGCAUCGAGAACCUCAAGAAGUUGCACGACGCCAUCAGCCAGAUCCCACAACAUCGCGAGGGCUCUCCCAGCAAAACACAAGAUGUUGUUGAGUCCGGGGACUUGCUUGUUCUUCCCUCACAAGCCGAGAAGAUCGCCGACGGGGUGCAUCACAGUUUUAGCGCAAGCUCGUUGGACGACCUUGCUCAUGCCCGCAGAACUUCGCACAACAGGUCCAUGACAAUGCCAGACGUGGGCAUGUCUAAAUCCGCCGAGGCUUCAGUAACAAACUCGGAAGAGGAGGAAGAGGACGAACUCAUUCCAAGGCCUCAAAUGCUGCGUAAGAAGUCCGGCGAGCUUGUGCGUCCUGCCCUGCGACCCGCCUCUCGCCGCCGGCCGUCCAGCAUGCCCGGCACCCCUACCUUCUCCAAGGCCGUCCACUUUGACUCUCACCUCGAGCACGUCCGCCACUUCCUCCAAGUCGACCGCCCACUCGCUGUCAGUGCAGGCUCCUCGCCAGUCGACAAUUAUGAUAGUGAUACUGAGUAUCCCUUCGGCAACGAGGACAAACACGGUGCCCGAUCGCCUCCGUUCGAGUGGGAGAUGGUGAUCCACAACUUCCCCUCUGAGACGCCUGCCCGAAAGGCUCAGCCAGUACGCCUAGAGCGAGUGUGGCUUUCCAAUGACCACAAAUUCCUGAUUGGUUCGGUGGCCGUGGCCAACAUCGCCUUCCAGAAGUCCGUUAUCUGUCGAUUUACCCUGGAUUACUGGAAGACAACAUCCGAGGUCACCGGCGAGUAUGUGUCCGAGGUCACGCCCAGGACGACUGAGCAAGGACACGACAGGUUCAACUUCAGCAUCAAGUUGGCUGAUCUGGCAAACUUGGAAUCCAAGACUUUGUACUUUGCUAUCAAGUUUAUGGCCAACGGCCAGGAACAUUGGGACAACAACAAUGGUCCCAAUUUCCAGGUGGACUUCCGCAAGAAGAUGUUGCCCCAGAACGGCAAGAAGGGUGCCAUUGCCCCACGGCCCAAGUCCAUGCCUGUGGGCUUCGACGAUUUUGGUGACAGCCCCAAGGUCAACUUCGACCAGUCGAUCCACGAGUAUCUGGGCGAGCCCGGUCCUGCACUGCGGCUGAAGAGCUCGAAGUCCACUACUAACAUCCCGAGCGACAACCUGUCCAACCGGCUGUCCGCUCCGAGUGGGCAGGCCUUCUCCAACAGAUACGACUUUGGCGCGUCCCUCACAGCUGCGAUGCAGGCCGCAAAGGAUUCCAUGACCAAGCCGGACGACUUGCAAAUGAAGUCACGCCGUAAGAACCCGUCUUUGACGACAACCAACAUGGGGAGACCGCUCUCUCAGGACCAACAACCCACCGCGACGAACAAAACCUCGGCCUCUGCAAAGAGCACACUGCCGGCCGUUCCUGGCACCGGGUCUCCUGGGGCAACGAGCAUUGCGUCGUCAUCAUACGAGGAAAUUGUCAACAAAUACUGCUUUUUUGGAUCGAAGCAGUCAAGUCCACAGAUGAAGGACGGUACAUUGGGAGGCGGAAAAUUCGAUGGGGCCGAUGAUUCCCUGGCGCGUGGGCUGAACAGCAAUGGGGCCAGCAACAGCGGCAGUCCUCUUGCUUUUGGCUCGCAGCCACGCGGGCGUGGAUCUCAACGACAAUGGGCAACGUCGGAUCCAAACCCCUACUUCCAGCACUCGGCCGUGCUCCCUCCCGUGGGGGCGUCCCCCAACGUCUCACCCCUUGGCAGCACCAUUGUCCGGGCCGAUAGUGCCUCCAACGGGCAGCCACGAUCCUCGCCUUCGGUGAUGGGCCAGUCCACCGGACGAACGGCCUCGCCGGCGUCCAUGGUAGGUGGGUUCCAACCCUUCACCGGUACGUCGCCAGAUGAGUUUGCGAGUUACAUGCACGAUCGAUUUCCAUUCUCCGGUCCCGACGCUCAUUCUGCGACAGCUAUUAGGGGCAACUAG